Messenger RNA from Alternaria atra, 2196 nucleotides. RefSeq lists its product as uncharacterized. The coding region runs from base 1 to 2196 and encodes 731 amino acids. NCBI's taxonomy places the organism in Eukaryota, Fungi, Ascomycota, Dothideomycetes, Pleosporales, Pleosporaceae. The transcript has 4 exons. The record is from RefSeq and is a predicted model, not a curated record.
AUGACCGUCCCCAGCAUUGGGGACAUCUUGAUGCUGUCGCAGAAAGCAUGGAAAAUUGGACGAACCUUUUAUGCUUGUCAAAAGAACGCGCCAGCGGAGCUCCACUAUGUUGAGAUGGAAAUCGGUAGUUUCGCGAAAGCAUUAAAACUGUUAGCAGAGGCGCUGCACACUGAGUCUGAAGGGGAACUAUUUCGGGGUGCCCAUCAGGAAACAAAAGAUGGCAUUGACACCAUCCUGAGAUCUUGCCAACGAAUAAUAGACGAUAUUGACUCGCUGAUUGAUCAAUACCAAGUUAUCAAAAAGCACCGCACCGUUGGCGGGUUCGCGAUUGAACGAUCGUGGAGCGAUCUGGUUUUAGCCUCGUACAAAACGAUGAUCUGGACCACCGAGGGCGGGGACCUUGCCAAUUUGCGAGAGAUGUUACGGACACACACAAACUCUAUUACCAUCCUGGUCGAAGCACUACAAAGCAAGUCUAUGACUCGUCUAGAAAGCGUAGUUACGCCAAUGGCAGAGCUAAUUGAUCAUAUGUAUCAUUCAAUUGGAAGCCUAGAUCAGCAGCUGGACGAAGUACAUCGUAUAGUAGAGAACCUGACCAUCGCGCCACAAGAUUCGCAUGUGCCACCCAUACCAGCAAGAAAUCCUGCGCGUUCACCAACUACUGAAGUAGUCAACCCACUGAGUCAGACUCUCUGUGCUUCGACUCCACCAAACUCCCCACCCAGGGACCAAAGUACCAGAGUUUCUCUGCCUCGGGAUCCUCAGCAUCCAAAGUCGCCCAAGCAGUCCUUGCUAGUGAAAUUCGAUGAUGAUGCCUUUGUCCCAUCAUCUCCGAUGGAAAUCAUGUUUACAUCAAGAGCAUCGUCACCCUCUCAGAAACGCGUAUCAGAGUUUAGCUUCGGUGGCUCAUCUCUGCGGUACUCUAGCAGUAGUUAUGCAUCGUCUGAUGCUGGUACAAGCUCAGCCGGAUGGCAGAGUCCAUCACCAUUGUUGUACGGCUCUCAUCUCAGCCGACAACAAUCGACAUCGACUAAGAAAAUGUCGCCUCUUCCGCGGACACCGGAAGUACUCGAGCCGGGUCAAAAGACCGACAAUCGACAUCUGACGUUGCUUCCACCUCCGGCUAUGAGAUUGGGUCAACCUUAUGAGCUUGAGAGAACGUCAACGCAAACUUCGCAGGUCAAGCUAAGCCCGUUUCCUUCCUCGCCAGAGGUGAUGAAGCUUCACAGAAGCUCCACAACUGCUAGUCAGAAAGCUGCUUUUGAGAAGGAAGCUUUUCGCAACUCUGCUAUCCUAUGUGAUGUCCGCGGUUCACUAGUGGAAUACUCACAUAGAAUCAACCAAGACGACCCCAGAGACGUCGAGAUGGUUCAAGUUUCCGAAGAGUGCAGGAUCGCCGUUGUACGGAAACGCGUCACUGACCCUGAGACAAGAGCAGUGCGCGUCGUGACAUCCGUAUGGGCGUUUAGCGACGACAACACUACACGUGCAGAGCUGCGCAUGGAAGAUGAUCAAAUGUACAUCCCGUACUCUAGCUACUUCAACCCGGCCAAAGUCUCCAUCACCGUACCAUGCGAGCUCAAGUUCCAUGACAUCAAGCACGGUAAUCGGCCUGCACGUGUAGAAAAGACAAGCUGGGUCAACUACGUUUUCGACUCACCGCAAGCGGCAGCACUCUUCCAAAACGAACUAAUGGGCCGCACACUCCUCGCCACCUUCCGAACAGAGAAAACAAUGCGCAUCCACGAAGGUCUCUCCAAAUCCUUCUCCUAUGCCGAGCAAAUGUGCGGUCUCGAGAACCUACGCGUCUGGGAAGAUAACGAUACAGGCGCCAUCAUCGCCUUAAUCCAUUUCUCCGCCGAUUUCAGAAACGGAUAUCUAGCUUUUUACCUCAAUUCCUCCGUCAACCCCAUCAAAGUGAAAGACGACGGGAACAGGGAGGUAAAGAUCAAAGGUCUGAAGGUACCGAUUGACAAAGGCGAUCGCGCGAUGAGAAAAGAUAGUGUUGCGGAAGCGGCUAUCAAGGGAAAGGGAAAAGAGAAAGUAGGGAGUGGGAAGGGGAUGGAGAAGGAAAAGGUUAUCAGUGGAGCGAAGAUUGAGUUUGCGACGGAUAUGGAGAAGAGGGAGUUUUUGGAAAUGUGUAAGGAGAUGCAGAGGAACCUGAUUGAGCUGCCAGAUUUGCUAGGUGUUAAUUGA